AAGAAUCAAUCACACUGUUGCCAUGUCGAACUCACAUCCCACGGGAGGGUUUCUUGACUCUGAGACUAUGGAAUAUGAGAUCUCUUCACCGGUCGUAGCUCAAGAUGGCACUGGACCCCCGACAUUCCAGUUCAUUCCUUCCACACCAGAUCCUCUCCGGACCGCAUUCGCCAUACCUCCCCCUCCUACCUCUGCACCUCCGUCCACCUCUCAAACAACCUCUAUACACACUCAUCCUGAUGCGGAAAAUUAUCGCCGUUCUCCAUCUAUGAUUCAGACCUCCCGACCUCAAUCCUUAUCGUUCAACCACGACCUACGCCACCUCCAAGGUCAAGGCCAUUCAACAGUCGACGCCGUCGAGAUACCCACACUUCCAUUUCGCAACGGUAACGAUAGGAAUAGCGUGGAUUCACACCCUCACGGUAACGAGGACCAAGAGGAUCGAUAUGAUCAUGAUCAGGAGCAUUCACAUCUACAGCCGGGGCAGUAUAUCGCGAGGGAUAUGUAUUCGAAAGGGAGUGUGAGCUUUUUGAACUCGCAGGGAGAGGGUCUGAAUGGUGGGAGUGGUGUUGGACAUGGUGCUGGCCCAUCACCGAGGGAAGGACAUGCACUAGAGGGAGCCUUAGAAACAAGUCAGAGGGCGUUAACCGCCCUUGCCAUCGGUGCUCCCCUCCUCGCGUCAGUAGUCGUCUCGACACUCUCCGUCGUCCAAGCCGAACUCGCCGCCGCCUUCCCAGACGCACCCUCAUCCCGACCCUCUGCCGUCCAAGCCUCGACGGCCCUCCUCUGGAGCUCCGUCAUCAUCUCGCUGGGGUCUGCGCUCAGUGCUGUGGCAGGAUUGUCCAUUGCGGCUGGGUAUCACGAUUCCCAUGUGGGCGUGACAAAGUUGUUGGUCAGGCGGUUCAGGGCCUGGAGGAAGGGUAAGGGGCAGAGGAGUUUGGGUAUGACUGAGCGCCACAGAGGUGCAGAAGAUGGUGGUGGACACCAUACGUAUAGAGGUAGGAUGGCGGCUGGGGCUGGGUCUGGACGUGGUGGUGAUGGGACGAGGAGUAGGCCGACGAGUGUACAGUCGAUGGUGGCGCCGAGUAUGUUGACUAUGGAGAGGACUACUCAACAUCAUCAGGGUGCUCUGCGCGCCGCUGAGGUUUCCGCUCGACUCCUAGGAGUCAGCGUCAUCUUCCUCGCGGCAUCACUGGGUGUCUUCUUAUUCGCCGUGUACCCAAAAAGCGUGGCCAUCUCCGUUCUGGUGGUCGGUGGUCUGACGGCUGCGGCCUGUGCGAUUCCGUUGUUGCCUAUCGUUUUCCCUGGCGAUUUGAGGGAGGGAAGCAGUUGAAUGUCGUGUAUUGUCUCGUCUGAUCGUGGGACCAUUGAUGGCCGUUGUUUUGCUUAACUUAUGGGGGUAUGAUGUUGUGGGACUUCGUGAUUCGGACUGCUUUGGUUAUGUUGUUUGUUGUGAUUGUAGCUUGCUUGUUCAUCACACUGUGAUACCCAUACUCCUACUCAUUAUUAAUAACCAUAUUUCUGUUCC
Messenger RNA from Stereum hirsutum FP-91666 SS1, 1528 nucleotides. RefSeq lists its product as uncharacterized. Lineage: Eukaryota; Fungi; Basidiomycota; Agaricomycetes; Russulales; Stereaceae. Bases 23 to 1333 code for a protein of 436 amino acids. The record is from RefSeq and is a predicted model, not a curated record. The transcript has 3 exons.